UGUGUGUGUGUGUGUGUGUGUAGAGUAGAGCUGCUUCACCCACACUUUCCUCAGUAAGAGAACACACUCAGAGAGGAACAAUGUCGGAGCUGCUGAGAAUACUGCUCCUCUUACUGCCUGCCAUCCUGCACACAGCAAAUGGGCAUUCACUGGCAACGGAAUCUUGGUGCUUCUGGAGCUCUGAUGGUCUCAGUGACAUGGAGUACAUAAGGUCUUACACCUUCAAUAAGAUCAACUACAUGGAGUAUAACAGCACUCUGGGGAAGUAUGUGGGAUACACUGAAAUAGGCAUCUAUAACGCAGAGAUUUGGAACAAUAACACUGCAGAGCUGCAAGCACGGAAAGCCGCUGUGGAAAGUUUCUGUAAGAACAAUGCUCAGCUUUACUACAGCGCCGUCCUCAGUAAAGCAGUUGAGCCUCAGGUUGAGGUCACUUUGGUAAAGAAGUCAGAUGGCACUCACCCAGCCAGGCUGAUGUGCAGCGCUUACAGCUUUUACCCACCAGACAUUGAGGUGACCUGGCUGAGAAACGGUCAAAAGAUUGAGGGUGAUGUGACGUCCACUGAGGAGAUGGCUGAUGGAGACUGGUACUAUCAGAUCCACUCACAUCUGGAGUACAUGCCUGAAUCUGGAGAGGAGAUCUCCUGCGUGGUGCAACACGCCAGCUUCCAAAAGCCCAUGGUCUAUAAGUGGGGUGAGUCUGAUCAUCACAGUCAGAUCUAAAUAUCUGAGUCCACUGUCAUGA
Molecule: messenger RNA, 744 nt
Organism: Neoarius graeffei (lesser salmon catfish)
Lineage: Eukaryota; Metazoa; Chordata; Actinopteri; Siluriformes; Ariidae
Product: DLA class II histocompatibility antigen, DR-1 beta chain-like
Exons: 3
Coding region: 81-722 (213 amino acids)
Biological process (GO): peptide antigen assembly with MHC class II protein complex; immunoglobulin production involved in immunoglobulin-mediated immune response; antigen processing and presentation of exogenous peptide antigen via MHC class II
Cellular component (GO): MHC class II protein complex; membrane
Molecular function (GO): MHC class II protein complex binding
Source: RefSeq, a predicted model, not a curated record